GGGGGCGAAAAUAACAUCGAAAGAUCGGAACUUGGCUGGAAAAAUGGGCGCCGUAGAGCCCAGCUUGGAUGAGCUCUUGGAGGAGAGGAAACGCAUGAGGAAUCCUCUCGUCCCCAUUGGGUGCAUUCAUGACAGCGGGAGUGCUAACAGCGGGGCUAGUAAGUUUCAGAAGAGGGAAUUCACAGCUGGGACAGAAGUUGAUGAGAGCUCGCGUGGUUGUUCAAGGAGCAACCGUUGCUCUAAUGGUUGGGACUGCCGUAUACUAUGGACAGCACCCCUGGAACAAGAAGCCUGACUCAUCUGUAUAGAAGAUCAUCAACAGAAGUUACACAAGCAGCCUACCGGAAAAUAAGACAGAAUGAAUUACUUGCGCUGCCGCUCCCUUACCAAUUUGUAGCUUUCCUAUGAAUUUCUGGUAUCGAAUGUUUCCUUAAAUGGUUGACAGUUUGGGCAGUUGUAACUAAUAUGUAGGCUGUAGCUACUGUAUUUAUUUUCUUUACUUCAGAUAACAUUUUGCGUCGAGGCUGAAAUAAGGGGAUUUCAGAAGUUCUUUCUGUGAA
Linum tenue is the source of this 560-nucleotide messenger RNA. The record is from the annotation of a GenBank genome assembly. NCBI's taxonomy places the organism in Eukaryota, Viridiplantae, Streptophyta, Magnoliopsida, Malpighiales, Linaceae.